Molecule: messenger RNA, 1807 nt
Organism: Sorghum bicolor (sorghum)
Lineage: Eukaryota; Viridiplantae; Streptophyta; Magnoliopsida; Poales; Poaceae
Product: bisdemethoxycurcumin synthase
Exons: 1
Coding region: 608-1807 (399 amino acids)
Biological process (GO): polyketide biosynthetic process
Molecular function (GO): acyltransferase activity, transferring groups other than amino-acyl groups
Source: RefSeq, a predicted model, not a curated record
GGUUGAUGGAUUCGGCAGAUAAGCUCAAGAUCAUGUUUAUGAUUGAUCAACUUUAAACAAGAGCUUAUUAGAGACUAUUUUGUUUUUUCAGCUAAACAAAUGCAACUCCACAAACUAUAUUCUAGAAAAAAAAAUAGAGUUGAGAGAGCAGCUUGCUUUACCGUAGAGUUUACAUAGCAGAGUUGGUGUAACAGUUUCAAACACAACUUAACUCCUUCCCAUGCAUAUGCAUGGUUGUUGACUCCUUGACAUACAUAUGCAUGGCCUUGACCGGUUCAAGUCAGUCCCCAACGGCAUCGGCGGCAGCCAGUUACAUACCACUGUCCACCGGUAUAGCCUAUCGGAUGCACGCGUAUCCUUGUCUGCGGCCGGAACGCUGCGAACUGAACGAGGUCGAUCACCACGCACGUCGUACACUGGUAUACUGCUGCUAUAAAUACAACGCACCUCCUUCUCCAAACCACGCAAACCAUCGAUCCCUCUCAAGCUAGCUAGUCCAUCUCACACUUGCUGCUCUCAGCUAGCUAAGCAACCUAGCUAGAGCCCAGCGCCCAGGAGCGAGCGGGAGAGCUAGCUGAGCUGAAAGCUGAUCUGUGUGUCGCCGUCCAUGGGGAGCGCACCGGCCACCGUCCAAGAGAUGAGGCGUGCGCAGCGCGCGGAUGGGCCGGCCGCCGUGCUCGGCAUCGGCACGGCGAACCCGCCGACGUGCUUAGCGCAGGACGACUACCCCGACUACUACUUCCGCGUCACCAACAGCGAGCACCUGACCGACCUCAAGGGCAAGCUCACCAGGAUCUGCAACAAGUCAGGCAUCAAGCAGCGCUACAUCCACCUCAACGAGGACCUGCUCGCCGCCAACCCGGACUUCACCGACCGCACGCGCCCGUCCCUGGACGCGCGCGUGGACAUCGCCUCCGCCGCCGUCCCGGAGCUGGCCGCGGCCGCCGCGGCCAAGGCCAUCGCCGAGUGGGGCCGCCCGGCCACCGACAUCACCCACCUCGUCUUCAGCACCUACUCCGGCGCGCGCGCCCCGAGCGCCGACCGCCGCCUCGCGUCCCUGCUGGGCCUCCGCCCCACGGUGUCGCGCACCAUCCUCAACCUCCACGGCUGCUACGGCGGCGGCCGGUCGCUCCAGCUCGCCAAGGAGCUCGCCGAGAACAACCGCGGCGCGCGCGUCCUCGUCGCCUGCUCUGAGAUCACGCUCAUCGCCUUCUACGGCCCCGAAGGAGGCUGCGCCGACAACAUCCUCGGCCAGGCUCUGUUCGGCGACGGCGCUGGCGCCGUCAUCGUCGGCGCCGACCCCGUCGCCCCCGUCGAGCGCCCGCUGUACGAGAUGGCCUUCGCCUCACAGACCACGAUACCGGAGACGGAGGACGCCAUCUCCAUGCAGAUCAACAAAGGUGGCAUGGAGUACCACAUCUCCAACCAGGUGCCCCGUCUGCUGGGGUGCAACGUGGAACGUUGCCUUGUCGACGCCUUUCGCGCGCUCGGUGUUAGCGCUGCGUGGAACGACCUUUUCUGGGCGAUUCACCCUGGCGGCCGUGCCAUUCUGGACCACAUCGAGGGAGUGCUCGGCCUGGACGACACCAAACUGGCGGCGAGUCGCCAUGUGCUCAGUGAGUUUGGCAACAUGAGCGGCACCACGGUGAUCUUCGUGCUCGAUGAGUUGCGCCGCCGUCGGGCAGCGAUGGCCAAGCAGGGAGGGGAAGCGCCGGAGUGGGGAGUGAUGAUGGCUUUUGGACCAGGAAUCACAAUUGAGACCAUGGUGCUCCACGCCCCUAGCAACCUUGACCUGAAGGGAAAUUAA